Messenger RNA from Chara braunii, 589 nucleotides. The record is from the annotation of a GenBank genome assembly. Lineage: Eukaryota; Viridiplantae; Streptophyta; Charophyceae; Charales; Characeae.
CGACGACUCUGUGUUCGAAUACAACACGGCCAGUUAUGGUGGUGCGGUGCUCCUGGACUCCUUUGCGCUCUUGGUAGCUACCAACGUCAUCUUUUCCGACAUAACAGAGCGACACGUGGCGGUGCCAUGGUCAACGAGGAGAGCGAUAUUCAUUACACGCGUUGCUCGUUCUUAGAGAACCGCGCGCAGGAUGGUGGAGUGGUCCACGUGGCAGAUGAGGAUGGGACCGAGGCCACGUUCGAGAAAUCUCAGCUCGUCGGGAACAAAGUGACCCGUCGCGGGGAAGUGGGAGGUGGUGUGAACGUUGGGAAUAUCUACUCAAAGGUUGUGUUUUGUAGUACCAAAGUCCACCGGAACACCAUUAGCACAGGUGCAGAGCACCAUGUCGUCGUGGAGAUCUUGCCGGAAGACGACGGCAGCGUCGACUUCUGCCCGUCGAGGCCCACGGGUGGGAUCACGGUGCGGCCUGGGAGCGAAUCAAGGGUCAGGGACGAGUGCGCGAGCUGCUAGUUGGAUGCUUGCUGUUGCUGACUUACUAUUUAUUAUAUUAGUAGUGUUCCGUUAUUUUUCGGUUUUCCUAUUUAUUAGU